Messenger RNA from Solanum lycopersicum (tomato), 1590 nucleotides. Lineage: Eukaryota; Viridiplantae; Streptophyta; Magnoliopsida; Solanales; Solanaceae. The record is from RefSeq and is a predicted model, not a curated record.
UUCUACAUCCGCUUCACCCCGAUUAGCGUAUAACGAUGGUCGAUGAGUGACAACCGGAACAGUGGCAUUAUUGCUGGAAUAUUCAUCAGCUAGGAGAAAAAAUGCAGGCUCUUGUGUCAGCACCAACUAGCUGUUACAUCAAUUGCACAAGAAGAAGAAGAUUUAUACACAAUAAUCAAUAUGACACCUCCAAAGAUUACCCCUUUUCUUCUUCACCAACUAAAUCACUUUGUUUUUCAAGCACCCAUUUGCCUUUUCAAUCACAAAAUCUUGUUCUGUAUCGAAAACCCAUUUCAUUAAUAUCCAGAGGACAGCUUCUGUGUUCAAAUUCGUCAACUGCCAUUACUGCUGAUGGUGAUGACAACAAGAAUAAAAGCUUUGGGGAUUGGAUCCAAAGUGUUGGGGAAACGAUUUCUGUUUUGUUUCCCUUGUGGGUAGCUUUGGGUUGCUUGAUUGGGCUGCUUAAACCUAGCUCGUACAAUUGGGUCAAACCUCAAUGGACUGUGAUGGGCAUUACACUCACUAUGCUUGGUAUGGGAAUGACUCUUACUUUCGAUGACCUUCGUGGUGCUUUAGCGAUGCCUAAAGAGCUGUUCUGCGGAUUCAUCCUUCAGUAUUCGGUGAUGCCUUUAUCGGGAUAUUUUGUUAGCAAGCUAUUAAAUUUGCCAUCCCAUUAUGCAGCAGGCUUGAUAUUGGUUGGCUGCUGUCCUGGAGGGACGGCAAGUAACAUUGUCACUUACAUUGCACGUGGAAAUGUGGCGCUUUCAGUUUUGAUGACUGCUGCAAGUACCCUAUCUGCCGUGGUGAUGACCCCUUUUCUAACAGAGAAACUUGCAGGGCAAUUUGUUGCAGUAGAUGCAGCUGGACUUUUCAUGUCUACUUUACAGGUGGUGCUUCUUCCUGUAUUAGCUGGUGCAUUUCUGAAUCAGUAUUUCAAAGGCCUAGUCAAAAUCGUGUCUCCAUUGAUGCCACCUAUUGCUGUAGCAACUGUUGCUGUUCUUUGUGGAAAUGCAAUUGCACAGAGUUCUUCUGCAAUCCUUAUGUCAGGACAACAGGUUGUCAUAGCUGCUGCUCUUCUUCAUGCGUCUGGCUUCUUCUUUGGCUAUGUACUCGCAAGGAUGCUUGGAGUUGAUAUGUCCUCCUCAAGGACAAUAUCUAUUGAAGUCGGAAUGCAGAACUCGGUUCUUGGAGUAGUUCUAGCCACUCAGCACUUUGGUAAUCCACUUACUGCAGUACCAUGUGCCGUUUCUAGUGUUUGCCAUUCGAUAUUUGGCAGUGCCUUGGCUGGCAUAUGGAGGCGUUCUAUUCCAGAUAAAGUGCAGGACUAAGUCACUCUGUUGGCAAUUCUAUGAUGGUCUGAAUAUAAGAUUGUAGUUUUUCGCAGUGAUCAUCAAGCUUGGUAGUCAGUGAAUUCGGAGAUCUUUUUAUUUUUUUGGGAAGUUCAUAGUGAUGUCUGGCGAAUCAGCAUUAAUCUGUCUGUAGUAAAACCAAUUUUACUUUGUUGGUGGUGGCGGUAGUAAAACCUAUAAACAUCUUGAUCAUUGGCAGGAAUUUAUCUGCAUCUGAUAUCUAAUUCUUGUUCUGUAUUGA